UAUAAUAUACGUAUAUAUAUUUAUCACGCUAUGGCGCCUCUAUCUAAUAACUAAGCGGCAAUACAUAUAAUUAAUAAUCCUCACAUUUACUGGCGUACUCAUAUUAAUAAGUCGUAAUUAAUUUUUUAUAGCGUGUGUUGGCUUUCCAUUUCUACUAGCUGCUAAAAAAGCUCAACUUAGUAAAGUUGAUUAAAUUAAUAAUUAUAGUCUAACGAUAAAAAUUACUAAAUUGUAAACGAAAGGAACAAUGUUCAUUUUAAAAUGUCAGCGAGAUAAUUCUUUUUGUAAAGUCGAAGAUAGUGAGGUUAUCUUUGAUAAAGAGAACCCACCAAACGAAAAUGAAAUUGUUAAAUUUCUUUACAAUGGAAAAGAAGAAUUGGGAGAAGUAGUUAUGAUAUCAGAUAACAACAAACAAAUAAAUAGUAAGUUUGAAGAAAUGAAAAAAAGUUUAAAGAAAAGACCACUUGUCAGCUUAUCUCCAGAAGGAAAUAAUAAAUCAAUGAUCCCUGAAAAAAGAACAAGGAAAUUAAAUUCCAAGUAUUCUUCACCAUCAUUUGAAAACUUGAAUCUUUUGAAGCCACUUAAAGUAGAUCAAGGCGAAAAAAAACGGGAACUCAAGGAUGACAAUAAAAAAAAAAGUGAUAAAUUGAAACAAUCGCAAAUUGAAAAAGAUAUUUUUUAUAAUAAAAGUAAAACUGUUGAAACUAAAAAGAAAGAAUGCAGCCCGACAAAAGAAGAAUUGAAAAAAAAAUUAACGGCAUUGGAAGAACAAAUGAAAAUCUCAAAAAAAUCAAGAGAAAAAGGACUAUUAAACUACGGAAAAACACGCCCGCCUGACACUCUUGCCUUAAAUAAAAAUAAUAAUGCGCCUGAAAAUGAGAAUUCUGCUACUGACAGUGACUCUGAUGUUAGCUCACAGAAAGAUGAUUUGAGUGAUUUGCAGGAUAGCAGUGGAAACCAAAUAAAUCUUGAAACUUCAAAACUAUCGAGCGUUAGUGAUGAUGAUAAAAAGGAAAAUAGCUCUCCAAACACAACAUUUAAUGACUUACAUGUAAAUAGUGUGACUACAGAGAGUCAUACUGAUAGCAACAAUGAUCCUGAUCUUUACGGUAAAGAUUGGUCAGAAGAACCCAUGAUUAAAUUAAUGAACAAGAUCUACUGUAAGAAGUCAGAGUAUGAGACUUGCAAAUCGCUGUGCAGCCAAGCUACUCACGUUGUCAGGAGAUUGAUCACCGGGGUUUUUAAGCCAAGCGGUUAUUUAGAUGCUACUUUGACUGGCCAAACUCCUAGAGCUCAUCAUCAAGAGGGAAAAGUAGCUCCGGUAAAAGCAUUAAAUUCUGUAGCGAAAGAUGAAAUUAUAGACUUCGCUAUCGCGUUGGCUAAAGCAAAAAAAUGGGUAACUCCAAAAGGAGUACCGCACACCAGAGAGCAGCUAGCAAGUGCUAUGUCUCAACGAAUUGGGGAAUUGAAAAGAACUCACUUAGCUAAUAAAAAAGCUAAUCCUUAAACGAAUAUCUUUCGGCUAACAUUUUUCUCUAUAUUAUUUUAUUUAAAUUAUACUAUUUAUCAAGUGAAGUUUAAUUUCAUAACUAUAUAUAGUUACUUAAGUAUACUUAAUUAUUAUUGAGAAAUAAUAAUUAUUAUAUUAUUAUACCCUCGCAGAUUUGAAUCACGGUGGAAACACCGUAGAAGUGUAAACACCGUGGAUCCACCGUGGUUACACGGUGGGUUUGUUCCAUUUCACCACCGGGUAUACACUGUGAUUACGUGGU
Microplitis mediator is the source of this 1772-nucleotide messenger RNA. RefSeq lists its product as uncharacterized. The coding region runs from base 248 to 1507 and encodes 419 amino acids. Lineage: Eukaryota; Metazoa; Arthropoda; Insecta; Hymenoptera; Braconidae. The transcript has 6 exons. The record is from RefSeq and is a predicted model, not a curated record.